AUGGCGCGGGAGAGCGAGAUGCAGGAGUUCACCCGCAGCUUUUUCCGAGGCCGUCCGGACCUCAGCACGCUCACGCACUCCAUCGUGCGGCGGCGGUUCUUGGCUCACACCGGCCGCGGCCACCUGGAUCCCAAGGAGAAGCAGGCACUGAAACGGCUAGUGGAGGAGGAACUGCUGAGGAUGCAGGUGGAUGAAGCGAGUGUCAAAGAAGGGCUACACCUUGCCAAGAAGGCAAAGAGGCCUCCCACCCCUCGCAGUGACCCACAGAGAAAAAGGUUCGGUUUGAAUUUGGAGUCAGAGCCCAGCGCUGCAGCCUCCAGUCCAGACUGCUUCAGCCAGACAGCAAAGAAUGGGAGGGCAGCAGUCAUCAGUCUGUCGGUGGAGGGUCCAAAGCGAGACUCAAAAAAAGCAGUUGAGAGCAGCGAUGAGGAAGAACAGCAGAGGGACCUUACUGCAAAGGUUGCAUUAGAGAAGGAAGAAGUGAAGGAGAGCUUUGAGGAGGAGGAGAACUCUGCUAGGACAAGUAAGGUUUGGAAAGAGAGCAGUGAGGAAGAGGAGGAUGAGGAACAGGAGUCCAAAGGCAGGACUAGGAAGAAACCUGUGCCAAGAGACCAGACCCAGUGGAAGGGUGGUAAAAGGCAGAGUGGAAGCAGUGAGGACGACAGGGAAGACAGCAGGAAGAGGUUGAAAGCAACUACUGAAGGCAUGGGAAAGUCAGCCAAAAUGGAAAAUGGAAAGACAGCCAAUGGUGAGGCAAGUGACUCUGAGAGGGAGGUGAGUGACAGUGAGGCGGUGGGGACCCCCGAGGGGGAGAAGAACCGCUCUUACAGGAAGAGCUCCAAGAAAAGCAGGACACGAAGCUCUUCCUCCUCUUCUGCAAAUGGCAGCCCGGAACCCAAAGGCUUCCUGCCUGUGAGGAUGACCAUGCGGUGGGAGGCCACAAUUAAGAACAAGCAGGCACCAGGCAAGGUUUCAGCCAGUAAGAAGCAGGCAAUGGAGGAGAGAGAGGACAGUGAGGAGGAACCUGCCCAGAGAACAGAAAACAAAGGAGCUAAAAGACACCAGGAAAAUGAAAAGGAAAGUGAGGGGGAAGAGACCCUAGCCAAGAAAGAGAAGAGAGAGAAAAAGGAUUGGAAACCCACAGCUCCACAAAAUGGAGGGAAAAAGUCGGCCUGGGAGGAGGGGAGCAGUAAGCAGAAAAGCAGGGCAGCAAAAGUGUUGGGAGACGUGGGGUACAGAGAGGUAGAAAAAGAAAAAGCAGCAGCAGGCAGUGGAGAUAACAGUGGGGGAGAGGAAGAGCCCCUAGUGCAGAGGAAGAGUAAGGACAGGACACAGUGGAAUGGUGACAAAAGGCAGAGUGGAAGCAGUGAGGAGGACAAAGAAGACAGCUGGAGGAAGUUGAAAGCAGCUACUAAAGGCAUGGGAAAGACAGCCAGAGUUGAAAGUAGACAGACAGUCAAUGGUGAGGCAAGUGACUCUGAGAGGGAGGUGAGUGACAGUGAGGCAGGGGGGACCCCCAAGGGGGAGAGGAAGAACCGCCCUUACAGGAAGAGCUCCAAGAAAAGCAGGACACGAAGCUCUUCUUCCUCUUCUGCGAAUGGCAGUCCGGAACCCAAAGGCAGGAAGGCUGGUCAUCGUGAUGAGGACCACCCUGCUGUGAUGAGACUAAAGCGCUACAUCCGGGCCUGUGGUGCCUAUCGCAACUACAAGAAGCUGCUGGGCUCCUGCCGCUCACGCAAGGAGCGCCUGUGUGUCCUCCGGGCAGAGCUGGAAGCUCUGGGCAUGAAGGGUAACCCUUCUUUAGAGAAGUGUCGGGCUCUGAAGGAGCAGCGUGAGGAGGCAGCCGAAGUGGCUUCCUUGGACGUUACUAACAUUAUCAGCUAUUCAGGUCGGCCACGCAGACGCACAGCUUGGAACCCUUCAGAAGCAGCCACCCCUGGGGAGCUAUACCGACGGACCCUGGACUCAGAGGAAGAGUGGCACCGUCCCCCACGCCCAGACUGGUCACAUAUGCGUGGCAUCAUUAGCAGUGAUGGCGAGAGUAACUGAGCUCCCCCAUCUACCAGGAGGGACUUUACACACUUGUAGAAAGCACAUAUAUAUAGCACCCCCCCAAUCAACCCCAACUCUGUGCCUGCAGAGCAGAAACAGUUUUCUUCAAAUACUUGAACCCCCCAGGGAAACAGUUGUUGGGAUACUACUUCUCAGCUUCACCUUCUCAGUUUAAAGUUCUUAUAGUGGUUUUUUUUUAAGACUCAAUAAAGGAAUGUUUGAAUCACCUCAUCAAAACUAGCCCCCCACUC
This is a messenger RNA of Molossus molossus (Pallas's mastiff bat), 2303 nucleotides long. RefSeq names its product HIRA interacting protein 3 (gene HIRIP3). Bases 1 to 2049 code for a protein of 682 amino acids. Gene Ontology annotation, cellular component: nucleus. The transcript has 7 exons. Lineage: Eukaryota; Metazoa; Chordata; Mammalia; Chiroptera; Molossidae. The record is from RefSeq and is a predicted model, not a curated record.